This is a messenger RNA of Fusarium proliferatum ET1, 387 nucleotides long. RefSeq lists its product as uncharacterized. The record is from RefSeq and is a predicted model, not a curated record. The transcript has a single exon. NCBI's taxonomy places the organism in Eukaryota, Fungi, Ascomycota, Sordariomycetes, Hypocreales, Nectriaceae. Bases 1 to 387 code for a protein of 128 amino acids.
AUGCAAAGGGGAGGGGGAAUUAUCAAGAUAAUAUUUGUCUCCUAUCAGCCUACGGGUGGCACUACACGUCGAAGCCUCCUGUUUCUUCCCCCCGAACUCAGCUUUCGCAUCAUCGAAGAGUCUGAAGAGACUUCCAUCUGUCUAUCGAUGUACCAAAGAUUCCAUAUCACGAUAUCAUGGCCUUCGCCUAGAGGGACACUUGGAAAAGCAAGGAUGGCGCGGUUGGGGCUUGUCUCCAACUUCAAGGAAGAUGCAAUUCUCGUCACCCAUAUGAGGCGCCCUCACCGUUCAGAAGAGAGCGUCGAGCACCGAUUUGAAUUUGAAAAACUCAAUGAUCAGAUCAGGCGGGCCAGUGAUCUUUCCUCAAAGGAUAUUAGUCGCUACUAG